Frankliniella occidentalis (western flower thrips) is the source of this 2487-nucleotide messenger RNA. Its product is annotated as synaptic vesicle glycoprotein 2B-like. Gene Ontology annotation, molecular function: transmembrane transporter activity. Gene Ontology annotation, biological process: transmembrane transport. The transcript is spliced from 10 exons. The record is from RefSeq and is a predicted model, not a curated record. Bases 613 to 2271 code for a protein of 552 amino acids. NCBI's taxonomy places the organism in Eukaryota, Metazoa, Arthropoda, Insecta, Thysanoptera, Thripidae.
ACUAAGAGUAAUAAAGGGGAAAGAAAACAAAUUUCCCUCCCACCGAAGUAAAUAUAACGUUAAUACACGAGUUAUGUCGGAAAAUUACUAAUGCCGUUGGACAUUAUUUGGAGUAUUAGACAUCAACAUUGCCGACUUAAACAAUAAUCGCCAACAUUACAAUAGAAACUUUGACCACUUUAUUCUGACCGAAACCCGUCAGUGUGGCGUCAUCUUGACCUUUCCGUGUUAGUAGACUGUGCUAUGGGCUCGUAUCAGAGAGGUCCCGCUCCGGGCGGUGCGGCCACCGUGCCAAUCCGGUCAUCGGUAUGCCCCCGCCGCCAGAAUACUUCUACAAUCACGUUGCCCGUGCCCGACUGUCGGUCAUCCCGGAUGAGCGUCACUUCAGCUUGGAACACCGCCGCGCGCAGAGGCCCUGCCCUUGCCCACCUGGACCAGGUGGCCGCGCGACGAGAACAUGCCGCGGUGACAAAGUGAAGCGGGUCAAAAACUCGCCCGCGCGACGCGCGAGCGCGCGAACGCGUGUGCGAGUGCGAGUGCGAGUGACUGUGGGGGAGACGGCGAAGAAAGGGGGCGUAGCAGCAGCAGCAGCCAGAGCGACCCGCAGGAACCAUGGUCCAGGAAGUGUUCCGGUCGUUUACCGCGUCGGUCACCAUCGGUGACAAAGAGAAACGUCUGCCUUCCUCCGAUGGCCCGGGGGCUGUCGCUGUCGUCGAGUCUGGUACGAGCACAUCGUUUGAGGAUGCUGUCAAACUUACGGGCUAUGGCUUGUUCCACUACCUCCUCAUGGUCGUCGUCGGCGUGUCCAUCCUGGCCACCAACACGGAGAUGGUCGACAUGAGCUACGUGCUGUCGGCGGCCGAGUGCGACCUGGGGCUGUCGCAGGCCGACAAGGGCCUGCUGGGCGCCAUCACCUACAUCGGCAUCGUCUGCAGCGCGCACAUGUGGGGGGUGCUGGCCGACACGACGGGCCGGCGCCGCAUCAUGAUCCGGGCGCUGCUGGUGAACGCGGCCGUGUCCGUGUGCGCCAGCCUCGCGCCCAACUUCGCCACCCUGGUCGUGUUCAGGUUCCUCAACGGCGUCUGCGUGAGCGCCCCCGCAGCCCUGGGAUACGCCUACCUCGGGGAGUUCAACUCGGCCUCGGACAGGAACCGCGCCAUCAUCCUCGCGGGCAUCCUCGGGGCGUGCGCCGCCCUCAUCCUGCCAGGGCUCGCGUGGUCCGUGCUCCCGAUGGAGUGGUCGCUGCCGCUGUACGGCGACGUCCUCGCCUUCAAGCCCUGGCGGCUCUUCAUCCUGGUGGGGGCCUGCCCCGCCCUGCUGUCGGGCCUCUGCCUCCUGUGGUUCCCCGAGUCGCCCAAGUUCCUGCUGGCGGUGGGGCGGCGCGACGAGGCGCUCGAGGUGCUGUCGCGCGUGUACACCCUCAACACCGGCAGGGACGACUUCCCGGUACGCGAGCUGACGGAGGACACGAGCUCCAUCAUGGCCACCACGACGGACAGGUCCUUCCUGACCCUCAUGAAGAUCGUCGCGGCGCAGACGGCGCCGCUCUUCCGCCCCGCCUUCCUGCCGCACACCUUCCUCGUGUGCUUCAUCCAGUUCGGCAACGUCGCCAGCGCCAGCGGGCUGCUGCUGUGGCUGCCGGAGCUGUUCAACUACCAGGCUCGCUACGCCGAGAUCCACCCCGGCGCCGCCACCAUGUGCGAGGCCGUGUCCGGCGUGCUGCAGGCCGCCAGGAACACCACCAGCGAGUUCGUGCUGGACCCGGAAGUGUUGACUUCCUCAGCGCCCGCCGCCGAGGCGCCCGUGUGCAACGGCGGCACGAUCCUCCCGCAGGUGUACGUCAACGCCCUGUUCAUCGGGGCGGCCAACGUCAUCGCGCCUAUAUUCGGCAGUCUGGUCGUCAACAAGGUUGGAAAGCGGAACCUGCUCGUUUCUUGCAUGUGGGCGACGGGAGUGUCAGCCGUCGCAAUUAAUUUUGUUGAUUCGUCCACGGCCAUUUUGACACUAGCCUGCCUCGUGAUAGGUCUGACGGGUAUGUGCAUUGGUCACAUCUCCGGUAUAGUUUUAGACCUUUUCCCGACCAACGUGAGAGGGAUGGCUGUGAUACUCUCUCUCAUGUGUGGUCGUCUAGGAUCCAUGGUAGGCAAUUUCAUAUUUGGUUCUCUGCUCGACACAUAUUGUGAUGCCGCAUUCUACUUUUUUGGGGGCAUGCUCCUUGUUUGUGGUGUAUUUGGAUGUUUCCUGCCAAAACAAGGCAGAUUUGCAAAUUGAAUUAAUUGAAUUAAUGUCCAAAUCUGUAAACAAUUCAAAUUGCUUCAAGAAGCAGGUUCAAGCCGAAACCUCAGUAAUAUUACACAGUUUCUCAAGCUGUGUUAUUUUGCUUUAAUACAUCCCGCAUUAUAUUUACUCAUGGAACUUAUUGGCUAUUUACUUUUACAAUGUUUAGUAACUCUCAGAAUUGGUGAAAAUAAAUACAAAAACAAAUUA